Messenger RNA from Schistosoma margrebowiei, 11664 nucleotides. The record is from the annotation of a GenBank genome assembly. Lineage: Eukaryota; Metazoa; Platyhelminthes; Trematoda; Strigeidida; Schistosomatidae.
AUAAAACUAAUGGGACCGUUGAGUUUAUCUAUUAAUUUAUUUAGUUCUUUUAUUUCCAAGUGAGUCACACUUUUCAUGUUCAUACUGAUUCAAUUAUAGAUGUGUACAAAAUAAUUACAUACGAUGUCUUAACAAAUUAUUACAAGUUGGUUUUGAAGUUAUCCCAGUGAAUUCUUCUUCUUUAUCGUCAACCUUCUCAGCAUCUGAAGAAAGUGUAGAGUUGUUAAAUCACAACCAAAAAAUCAAUCACUAUUCAAAGUCUAAUAAUGGAUUGAGAAUUUUCGUUGAAGAUGAUAGCUCUGUUGGAAAACAACAGUUAUGGAUUGAAUCAGUUUGUUCCAAUCAAGAAAGUGCUAUUCAUACUGCUGUACGAUUAAAUAGAGAAGAAGCAGUCAAGUCAAUAAUUCAGUGGGAACCAUAUUCAUUAGCUGUAACAAUUCAUGGUAACAAUGAAUUAUCAUUUGGUGUAUUACCAAUUCAUAUUGCUUGUGCUUUGAAUCGUUUAAAUUGUUUACAACUAAUGUUAACAAUGAAUACAUCUAUAUUCGAUUCUAAUAAUCAUUAUUAUAAUACUAGAAGUAUUGAAUCAAAUUAUUCUAGUUUAUUUUCUUGUCGAAUAAACAAAUCACCAGGUUUAUAUAAACAUUAUUAUUGUAUUGAUCAAUUGGAUAGUUAUAAUAUGACUGGCUUUCUUUUAGCUGUAAUACAUGGUCAUGUGGAUAUUGUAUGUCAGUUGUUAAAAUUUACAGUGAAAGCUAAAAGAUUAAUGAAUUCUACGACAGAAUUGAAUAAUUUCAAUACUGACAUCAAUCUUGAUAAUCUUUAUCAACAUCAUUCAACUAUUCAUGAUAAUAAUACUAGUACUACUAAUACUACUACUGAUACUGAUAAGUUUACUUACUUUAACCAACUAAAUGUUUUAGGCAAUCAUAAUUCGCCAUUAACUGAUAACUAUAUAGAUCCUAAUGUGUACUAUGAUGUAUGUCCAAUUGAUAUUUAUCGAAAAAUUUCAGCCUGCUGGUAUUUCGUUACUUCAAUUGAUAAUAAUAAUAAUAAUAAUAAUAAUAAUAAUAAUUCUGUUUCAUUGGAUUGUAACCAACGACCAGCGAUUAUUAUUAAUCCUCGAUGUCAUCAAAGUUUAGAUGACCAUGCAAUUUGUGGAUAUUUUAAUGCAUUACAAUUGUCUGUCAUGACUGGAAAUAUUGAUACAGUUUCAAUUCUGGUAGAUUAUCUCAGUCGAGAAGUGAAUACAUUCUGUACAUCUUGUAUACAUGGUCAAUGUUAUAUUCCUCAAGAUAAUUCUGCAUUAUCCAACAUGUCAUCGUCGAACCCCAUAGGUUACACUUCUCAUUUAACUAAUCAAAUAGUAUCAUCUAAUUUAAAUUCUACAAAUCUACAAUCAAUUAUUACAACUCCACUUGGUUUAACAUGUUGUCUAGCAGAAACUGAUGAAAAUAAAGCUAUUGAAAUAGCUUCAAUUCUAUUGAAUAUUGGUGCAGUUGAUUUUAAUCAUCAAUUAUUUGUAUACACAAUGAAAAAAUCAUUUUAUAAAUUUGCCGGUUUAUUAUUUAUUCAUGAGAUAUUACUUAAAUCUAUUGAAAUGAAUAAAUCUGUUAAUAAUGAUUUUACAAUUAUUAUAAAACAUUUGAAUUUAUCCAAUAUGAAAUCUCUUCAAUAUUCAAUCAUAUCAAAUUCAUUCUGGUUAUUAAAUUCUAUGAUACCACAAUGGAUUAAACUUUUGGAUGAUCUAUCAAAAUUCCAUUAUGUCAGCUCAUUGAAUUCGUCAUCAUCCUCAUCAUCGUCAAUGUCAACAACAUUCUCAUCAACGUCAGUAAAACAAGAAUCUACUGUGAAUGAAAAUAAUAAUAAUAAUCAUUGUAAUCGUGAAUUAUAUAAAUAUAUUAGUCAACUAAUUUUAUCACUUCCACGACCUACAUUCACUAUGAAUAUUUUCAAUAAUAUAUCUAAUCAGUUAAUUACACGUAUUACAAUGUCAAAUUGUGGUUUACAAACACUUCCAUGGUGUUUAUUUAAUUGUGUUAAAAAUUUAAAGGAAUUAGAUUUAAGUAAAAAUCAUAUUCGAAAUUUACCUAUACAACUACCGAAUGUUCCAAUGGCAUAUCGAUCAUGUCAAUCCGUCUCUACUUGUUGGACAUCUAGUUUAAUUUAUUUAGAUUUAUCAGAGAAUUGUUUGGACUAUUUGCCAUCAUGGUUAUUUGUCAAUAUAUAUGAAUAUGAACAAGGCAUCAUAUCGUUCUCCUGUAGAGGAAAACUAAACAAUGAUGAUAAUAAUAAUGACAAUCUCAAAGAACAAUAUGCACAUGUUCUUACUGAAAAGACUAAGCUCAUUGAUUCCCAUCCUCUUCGUCGAUGUUAUUCAGAGACCUCAGUCAAUACCACUACUUCUUCAAUACACCAUACAACAGUGAUGCAUGAUUCAUUUGCACCAAAUCUUUUACAUUUAUUAUUGUCAAAAAAUCAAUUACGUGUACUACCACCGGAAAUAUGGACAGGCUCAUUAUGGUGUAAAUUAGAAUUUCUUGAUUUAAGUUGGAAUGAAAUUGCUUACUUACCAAUGCCGAACUUAUUAAAAGUACAAUUUGAACAUUCACGACAAAUGUAUAAACAAUCAUUAUAUAUAAAAACACAAUGCAUAAAAGCAACUAAUGAAUUCAAUUACAAUAUGCAAUUACUAAAUAAUAUUGAAGAAUUUGCAUUCAAUUUUAAUUCUGAAAGUAUUUCAUGUUUACCAACUGAUCAAUUGAUUACUACAAUAACAAAUUAUUAUCAACCUAUAGAAAAUUAUACUACUAUGAAUACGAAGAAUUAUAAUGAUAAAUUAUUGAAAAGAAAAUCUGUUGAAUGUUUUUAUCAAUAUGAACAACAUACAAGUCAUCUUACACAUCUUUUGUUACAUCAUAAUUGUCUUAAAACAUUACAAUUAACCAAUUCAAUAAACAGUUAUUCAACUCGUAUACAUUCAUCAAAAUUAUUACAAAAAUUAAGUCUUGCUCAAAUCUGUCCAAAUCUUCUAUAUUUAGAUGCUAGUUAUAAUUCUAUUGAGGAUUAUUUCGAUUUAUUUUUAUGUCCAGAAUCUAUGAUUUAUAUUGAUUUAAGUUAUAAUCAUAUGAAAAUCCCUGAUGAUGAUGAUGAUCAUCAUCAUCAUUAUCAUUAUGAUUCUCAAUCAUCCUCACCGUCAAUAGUUUGUCAGUUCGAAACUCUUUUUAAAUCAUUUUCUGAUAAGAAUAAAUCCAGCUCCACAUCGUAUUCGUUACGUAAUUGGGAUUUAAAUAAAUUCCCAACGUGUAAUUAUUACUCAAAAUUGGAGCAUCUCAAUUUAAGAGGCAAUCAAUUUCACAUAUUCCCUUAUUGUUGUUAUACUAACACAUUAAUGGAUAAACUUAAUCAAACUAAGAUAUUCAAUGAAUUUCAACUGAUCAAAUCACUUUCAUUCGGUAUACAUCCAUUACAAGAAAUAAAUCUGGGAUCAUCUUAUUCAAUGUCAACUAAAAAUGAAAUUAUACUGUUAUUUCCAAAAUUGAAAACAUUAGACUUAGGUGAAAAUCCUUAUUUAAAAUGUAUCUAUCCUAGUCUAUUACAUUUAAUUAAUUUACAAUACCUUUCAUUGGAUUGUUGUAUAACAUUGUGCGAGCUACCGGGUGAUUUAUUUCGUUUGCCAAAUCUACAAAGUAUUUUAUUAAAUAAAACACCAUUUGUUAAACAUUUAGCAACACUGAUCGAUCCUACCGUAAGACUAAACCAAGUUGUUGGAAUACAAGGCAAUAAUAAUAAUGAUAAUGAUGUUAAUGAUUAUCCAAAUUUAAAUGAAAAAAUCUACACACGACGUAUACUUUCAUGUUUGAAAUCAGUAACAGAUCAAUCCUAUCCGUAUACUCGAUUUCGUGUAAUGGUUGUCGGUCCAACAGGAGUGGGUAAAACUACAUUAGUUCGUUUGUUACAAGCAUCUGAAACUGGGAAAUCUUCCUGUCAAAGUAAUUUCAAUGAAAAUCCAUUUGAAACUGAUUUGCAUACAUUAUCAUCGUCAUCAUCAUCAUCAUUGCGAUCUAAUGAAACUGAUAAUAUACCAGAUCAUCUCUUACCUUCAGUUCAAAUUACAAAUUUAACAAUAAGUCGUCAUAAUAACAGUAAACCUAAUGAAUCUAUUAACUCAAAUGUUUCAAGUGGAAUUACUAAUAAUAAUAAUGAUAAUAAUCGUAAUUUCUGUGAGACAUUAUCAUUCAGUAUUUGGGAUUUGGAAAAAAGGGUGAACACCACAUCAUCUUCUGUUAAUACUACUACUAAUAAUAAUGUCGGAAGUAGCAUAUCUGAUAUAUCGUGUGAAUUAACUUAUCCAUCAGAAGUAAUAAUUAAUACUCAAUUGGGUAUACAUUGUCAAUUAACAAUAUAUUUAGUUCUGUGGAAUACAGUCGAUGGUUUAUUAGGAUUAAAUCGUAUUACUCCAUGGUUAAUGAAAAUCAAGUCAAUUAGUCCAAAUUGUCCAAUCAUAUUAGUCGGUAUCUAUUCUGAUUAUCUUUUAAAUUUAAACCAAACUAUAACUACUGACAAUUCAUCUUCAAUUAAUAUCAGUAGUAUGAAUAAAUCAACAAACUCCAAGUAUAACAAUAAUAAUCUUAAAUUUCAUUUCAAUCUAAUGGAUAAUAUUGUUCGUAGUAGAUUUUUUACAAAUUCCGAUUUAAAUGCAUAUGGAUUACCAUAUUUGUACAAUUAUAUGUUUAUAAAUUUAUCCAAUAUGAAUAUGAAUCAUUCAGAAAGAUUACAAAACAGUAUUUAUGAAUUAGCUACAUUAAUUUAUAAUGCUGCUUAUCAUUUCAAUAUAACAAAUCGUACAGCUGAUGUAUUGUUGCCGAAUAUAUCUAUUGCUCCAAGUUUAUCUCAAUCAUUUUUACAAUUAUCAAUACCAAAAUUAUAUCAUUUAGCUGAAAGUAUAACGCAACAAUUAACUAUUGAAAUGUUGAAUGCACAAUUACCACCAAUUAUGGAAGUUAAUAAAUUUAUAUUCGAAUUGAACAAAUGUCUUUCUAAUUUACUGCCUCAUCCGAUAAAAGUUUGUUUUUCAUCGAGUAAUGUUAAUAAUAAUAAUAAUAACAAUGGUAGUGCUCCGGUUGAGUUAUUGUCCACAUCGUCGUCGUCAUCAUCAUCAUCACCAUCAUCAUCUUCAUUAUAUGCAACUUCUUGUAUACAUGGAUUUUAUACUUAUUCUGAUAUAAAAAGUAUAUUAUUAUUUCUAAAUCAUAUUGGUACAAUUCUUUAUUUUAGUCAUCAUAAAUUAUUAAAAAAUUAUGUAUUUUUAUCACCUCAAUGGUUAUUGAAUACUUUAUUAAAAUUAAUGAUUAAUAUACAUAAUAAACAAUUAUGCGGUGGUAUGUUUAAAAAUUAUUGUACAUUGAAAACACAAUGGAUGAAUACUAACAACAUCCAACAUCAAUAUUGUAAUGAAUCAAUAAAAUCAUCAUCAGAUAUUAGUCGGUUACAGUAUCAAGUUAACAAUGAUAAUGAUAAUAAAUCUAGUAAAUAUACUCCUAAUAUUCAUUUGAAACAUAAUUCAGCUGUUAUCAAUUCGUCUUACUUAACAGAUUUAAUUAAAUAUUUCAUGAGAACUAUGAGGACAACCAAUGAUAAUACUAGCCAUGUCCAUAUGACCAACGUUCAUGAUGUACCAUUGGAGGAAAUUUUUCUAGGAUUAUUUAAACAGUUUGGUUUAAUAGUAUCCAUUAUUAGUAAUGAUGAUUUAAAAUGUCAAAAAGUUGAUAACUUGAAAAUGAGAAAAACUAGAAACCAAUUGUUAUUACUACCAUCAUUAUUAGCUGCACGUUGUUUUCAACCAGGACGUUUACAUUCUUAUUUACAACCAGCAGUGAUUAGAUAUCAGGAGAACUACCUAUCUAUGAAACAAGGUUCAUGUCUUCGUUCUCAAUCACUUGGUGUUUCAACUUAUCGACCGAGGUAUACUGUACACCUCAAGCAGUCGAAAUUGCGACCUAUAAAUAAUGUCAAUACAUUUGAAAGUGGUAAUAAUAAUGAUAGUAAUAAUAAUAAUACUGAAAAGACGAAUCAUCCUAGAUUGUCGCAGUUUUUAAGUUGGCGUGUUCAAACUUCGGUCAAUAAAGAAAUUGUACGAUUAUAUGCUGUUACCUAUAUACCAUUUGGAUUUUGGACAGAAUUAAAUACGAGGUUAUUAAAUGAUUUAAGUCUACAUGAAAUUUGUGGACGCAUCUACAACUUAUCAAAAUUACCUUCUGAAUUAUUGCAACAAUUAUUAUGCAAUAAUUUACAACAGAAUGAUAACUUCAAAAAUUGUUGUCAAUAUAUAUGUUGCACCGGUAGUCAUAAUGAUCAUGGUAAUAUUGACAAUUCUCAUACAUUUAUGAAUAAUACAUCAUCACAAUGUAAUUUAAAGCCUGAAUGGACAGUAUGGAAACGUGGUAUGCGUUUGUCACUUGGUCAUGGUCAAAUCGGUUUAGCACGUUUACAACAAUUGACACGUGCCAAUUGUGCAUUGUUAAGAAAUCAAUCAUUCAAACAAUCAUUUCUGAAUCAUACCAACAAUCGACAAUUAUCAUCUUUGCGUUCUUUGGUUUCCUCCUGUUCUCCUCGUUCUUCGUCUUUUUCUUCUACUACAAAAACAAAUGAAUUAAUUUCAAAACUUCUUCCCCAGUCUUAUUAUUGUGAAGAAUGGGAUGAACCAUGUGCUAUAGUUGGUGAAGAAGUUAUGAAACAAAAUAAAAAAUCAAUAAUCGUUAAUCAAAAUAUUUCUAAUACUGAGAACAACUUCAUCUUGUCUAAUUUACCACUAAAUAAUGAUACUGUUUAUCGUAGUGGUGUUGUAGAAACAAUUAAACAUUCCUAUGAAGGACGUUGUUUACGGUUAAUGCACUGGGUAGUGCAAGACGAUCAAAAACAUGAAGAAUUUCAACCAUAUACUACGACCAUGAAAACAACAACAGAAUCAUCACCGUUAAGAACAACAGCUUGUCAGGAACGUACUGUAAAGACUGCAUCUGACUUUAAAAUACAAUGUAAUCAUGGUUACCUAACUGAUCAAGAACACGAUGCAUUCCAAAACUCAUGUCUUAUUGAAAUUUACUUACCAAAUUUAAAUAUCCACUGGGAAUAUAAACAAACUGACAAAUGUUCAACUGUCAAUUCUAAUCAAACACAUAAUCAUUUAGAAGUUAUUGAUUUACUACGAAAUCCUUCUCAACUUCGACAAAAAAAUAGUUUAAGUCCAGAUUCUCGGGCAGUUGCUGAACUAUUAGCAAAAUUAGUCAGCCAUAUUGACACAUUAUUAGAAGAUUGGUAUCCAGAUCUGGGAGCGAAAUUAAAUCAAUCUAAUGAAGGUGUUUAUUUAGUUGAACGUAUUAUUCCAUGUUGUGCCUGUCUUGCUACACCAAGCCGUCAUCUCAAUAACCUUUUAGGACAGCCUCUUAGUUUUUCCACUGAUAACCAUCUCCAAAAUAUGAUGAAAAAUUCCUCUUCUAAUAGUAUCAUUAAUCAGUUUAAGGAAAUGGACAAAAACUGUAAUGGAAACAAGUAUUGUUUGAAUCAAUUAUCAUUAAACAAUAAGAAAUUAUCUAAAUCUGUUCAAUAUUUAAAUGAUACUGAUAAUGAACUGAAAUAUUCUUAUUUGAACUCGUCUGUAUUAUCUGUACCAAAUAAUUUAUUCACUAAUGAGGAAUUAUUAAUGAAAUAUUCUUCGAAUAUCAAGAAUUUCGAUGAUAAUAAUAUGAUCACAGAGAAAUAUUUAGCAAAUCAUAAUAUGUCCAAUUCUCCGAAAUGGUCGUGGCUUUUUAAACGGAAUCGAUAUAAAAGAGCACAUUCAGCAGAUCCAUUAAAAAUAACUAACCGUAAUAAAAAUGAAAAUGGUAAUCAAAAUAAAUUAACCAAUCCAUCAACAGCCUAUACAUCGUUUGUUUAUGGUAUCAGUAUUAGUGAAUAUAUUCAUUGGUAUGUAAUGAGAAAUUCAAAUAAAAUAUUACAGCCUGGAGAAUUAUAUUGUCCUAUACAUUCAUCUGUUCAGUUAUGGGCUCCAGAUUUACAAUUUAAAGAUAUUCCUUCAACACUUUUCUUUUCUACUGAUCGUGUCUAUUUAUUGGAAUUUCUUGGACGUGGCGCUUUUGGUUCCAUAUUUAAAGGUUCUGUAAAUAAUUCAAAUUCAUCCAAACAACAACAAAUAGGACGAUUAUCAAAUAGAAUUCCACUCGAAACAAUCAAUCAAUUUAAUAACAAUCGUACCACAGAUUUCAUUCAUGAGGUAGCUGUAAAACUAUGUUCACCUAUUUAUCCUAAUUUAAAUAGUAAUAGAAGUAAUUGUAAUCCUAUGUUUAAUUCUAUCAACUCUGAGAGUAUCAAUUUAUCAUCAUCACAGCACAAGUGUUCUACUUCGAAUCUUUCCGAUGCUUUGUUUUUAUAUCGUCAAGAACAACGUAGAUGGUUACAUAACCCAAUCGAAGCCUGUUUAACUGCUUAUCAGGAAAUUCGAGCUGAAUUAAAUAUUCUAUUAUCAAUUACAAGAAAUUCAUUGUAUUCUAAUCAAUAUUCUUUUCCAUCAUCAUCAUCAUCAUCAUCAUCAUCAUCAUGGUCACCAUCAUCAUCAUCAUCAUCUUUAUCAUCAUUAUUAUAUCAUAAAAGUAGACAUACUAACAGAUUAUGUAAUAGGUAUAGUUUACAAGAGAAACGAUCUAAUCAAAGUUGUUUUAAUAAAUGUUUACAAAAGAAUAAAUUAAAAGAUUUUAAUAAUAUUGAUAAUAAUAAUAAUUUACUUAUUUUUUAUGGAAUUAUUUAUCCUAAUCCUAUUGGAUUUAUAAUGCCAUUAUUACCAUUAGGUAAUUUAUCGGAUUAUUUCAAUUCAUUAUUUCUAUUAUAUCAAGAUAUAUUAAAGGCAACAAUGAAUACAUCAUUUAUAACAAUAAAUUAUAAUGAAUUAUUUAUUAAUCAUCCAUUACAUCCAAUCACUAUGAUGUUAAUCAUUAAUCAGAUAGCUCAAGGACUUGCAUAUCUUCACUCUUUAUCUAUUGUUCAUCGUGAUGUAAAAUCAGAAAAUAUAUUAAUUUGGUCAAUACCAUCACCUUCUACAAUGAUGAUGAUGAUGACGACAUCAUCAAUAUCGGAAUCAAAUGAUCAGAAUCCAUCUGAAGUACAUAUUGUACUAACUGAUUAUGGUGUAAGUCGAUUCAUGAGUGUACGUGACGAUGAUGAAGAUGGUAAUGGAUGUAGAGGAUAUGUUGGUACACCUGGUUAUAUGGCCCCUGAAAUUUUAGACUAUAUUGGUGAACAAACAUAUACUUCAAAGAUUGAUAUUUAUGCUAUGGGAAUUUUAUUAUGUGAAAUGAUCCAAUUAGAACAACCGUACAAAAAGUCAUCAUCGUCAUUUUAUCGUUUAGCUCAACAAGUUAUUUCAGGUGUACGUCCUGAUAUUCCACAACAUUUUAUUAAAUGUUGUCCUAUUGCAUUAAUUAAUUUAAUGACAUAUUGUUGGUCAUCCAAUUCAAAUAGACGACCAUCAGCUGAACAAAUUGUACAUUUAACUAAUUCAUAUCAAUUAUCUACUUCAUUAUUAUCAUUAUCCAAUGAAAUUAUUACUAAUCAUUGUAAUAAUAAUAAUAAGAGGAAGAAGAAGGAGAAUAGAUCAAAUUCCUUACCAAUUUAUCAAAAUAAUUGUUUUAGUCAUAUACAAUCGGUUUAUUCAAUUGAUUUUUUAAAAGUUGUAACUUGUGCUGUAAUUGACAAUAAUUACAAUUUAUGGCUUGGCGGUUAUAAUCAUAUUCAUGAAUCAUUCACAUUGAAGAAUAAUGAUGCACAUUCUAUUAAAUUAGGUUUAUUAAUCAUUAUUCCUCUGGACAAUUUCUCCACAAAUUCAUCAUUGUUAUUAGCUUCUUGGCCAAAAAUUCAUAUAUUAAAACAAUAUUUUAAAAGGUUUAGAAACGAAUGUGACUUAUGCAUUAAACUAUCCGAUUGGCCAAUUCAUUUAUGUAUAUUGAAUAUUAAUGUUGAUGAAAAGAUGAAAAUAGGACGCAAAGAUUCUGAUAUUUCACCUCUGUUAAUAACUUGUUUAACAUAUUUUGGUGAAUUAAGAAUAUAUAGAUCAAAUAAUCAAAAUUCUUUAAAGUAUAUUUGUCUUUUAAAAGUGCAACUGUCACAAUGUUGUUCUACAUUGAAUCAAAAUUUCACAUCGACUAGUAAUGAUAAUCACAAUAGAUGUGAAAAUCUUUUUCAAGAAAUUAAUAUGAUGUUUAGUUGUAUAAUGUAUGAUUAUAAUCAACAUAAAAUGAAUGAUCAAGAUUACAAUUCAUCUUUGUCACCAACAGUAUCAUCAUCAUUAUCAUCAGCGGCAGCAGCAUUAUCUAACAGAUGUAUUCACUUCAUAUUAUGCUUAUCAUUUCCACAAAUUUGUAUUAUAAAAAUUAAUAUUCAUUCUAGUUUAACGUUGAAAUUUGAUCGACUUAUUUUUAUCGAUAUAGAUCAACCCGUUCAUUCAGGGAUUAUUCUUCCAGAAAUUUGUGGUUCUAAUAUUUGGCUUAGUCAAACUGGCGGUAAAUUAGUAUGUUAUACAUGGAAUGAUUCAAAAUGUGAAAUCCACUCCUCCUCUUCACCAUUAUCAUCAAGUUAUCUAAAAUUUUAUUCAUCCUGGUUUGUCCCUUCAUUGUUCGAUUCUGAAUCAUCUCUAGUAACUCACUUUUUGAUUGAAAAUUCAAAACUAACUAGUAAUCGUCCAGAACCUUUGGUGGAAGAUGUUGAUGCAAGUAAACACGUUUGUGUUUGGACAUAUUUGGAACCAGAUGGAAAACUUGACUGUUGGUCAGCUUUUUCACAAACUCUAUUGAGAAGUAUCAGUUUACUACAUCAAUUGGAUAAUGAUCUGUUCACAGAGAACCUUUCAACAUUCGAAAUUAUUGGAUCAGUUAAUACAAUGGAAUGGCUUAAUUUAUCAUCAAGUAUUCUUUUAUUAACAACCCAUGGUUAUUUGAUUCAUAUUAACGUAAUGAAUACUAACAGUGUUACUAAUGUUAAUGGUAAUUCAAUGACAACUACCAAUGAUACUAAGAUGUUGAGAGCAACAACAGCACAAACAUUUUCCUCUUCUACAUCUCCAUCAUCACGAUCAUUUUGUCAGUUAUUUCAUUAUCAUGGAUUAUUUUCAAAGAAAGAUUUCUCUUUAAUUACUCCAUUAACAUCAUCCAUAUCAUUAUAUCAGACAAAUGUGAAACAUUUUUCAAAACGUAUUAUCACUAUAAGUAAAGGUUAUUUAGAUCCUUUAAAUUGGAUCAAUCAUCAUGUUUCAUCAUCAUCAUCAUCAACUUCUUGUUCUCCUACUGAUUCUACAUCUUUUAAUAGGAAUUUCAUUGAAUUAACCAUGUCCAAUAACAAUAAUAAUAUUGAUAAUUAUAGUAAUAAUCAUAUAAUUGAAUGUUUAAAUCAAGAGAAAUUUUAUCUAGUUAAAUUAUUCUCUGAUCAAUUUUUAUUUCCAUCAUAAAUUUCUAAUGAGAAAUUUUACUCAUUUAAUCUUGUUUGUACCUUUUUUCUUGUUUCCCUUUUUCUCUUUCUUUUAAUUUUCUUUCUUGCACAGUAACUAUUUCCUGUUUAAUUAUGGAUAACAUCUUCAUAUUUCUCUCUUUUCUCUUUAUUGAUUUAUUUAUUCAAUAGGAU